Molecule: messenger RNA, 908 nt
Organism: Salvia splendens (bonfire salvia)
Lineage: Eukaryota; Viridiplantae; Streptophyta; Magnoliopsida; Lamiales; Lamiaceae
Product: 30S ribosomal protein S16-2, chloroplastic/mitochondrial
Exons: 3
Coding region: 1-267 (88 amino acids)
Biological process (GO): mitochondrial translation
Cellular component (GO): small ribosomal subunit; ribosome
Molecular function (GO): structural constituent of ribosome
Source: RefSeq, a predicted model, not a curated record
AUGGCAGUACGAUUGAGGCUGUCGAGAUUUGGAUGUCGGAGCAAGCCAUUCUACAGAUUGAUGGCUGCAGAUAGCCGAUCUCCGAGAGACGGCAAGCAUUUGGAAGUCUUGGGCUACUAUAACCUCCUACCUGGUCAAGAUGGCGGCAAAAGAAUGGGAGUUAACUUUGACAGAGUGAAGUCACAUAUAGGAAUAAAUAUUCCUACACCCACCACCCAUGCUAGCAAUGGGACGGAAAGGAGGGCAACGAGACAUGCACCCAAUUGAUCCACUGAGUGGGCGUGUUAUGACAGAGGCCAAGCAAGUAAAACAGAAAGUUGACGAUGGUGAGAGUCAGAGUUGUUGACAUGUCAGGCCUGAGAUAUUAAGUUGGUGCUUGUUCACCUUUUUGUCAUGUAUGCCUUCCGUGAACAUGGACAAAAAAAAUGGUAUUUGUGCCACCUGUCUUGUGUUUAGUAGAUCAUAAUCAGUAUUACCUAGGUGAUUUGGUAGAUGUGAUUAUCAUGUAUGUUGUAUAUUUUUAAUUACUAAGCAGGAGAGAGCAAUCUUUCCCCUCCCUAGGCAGGUGAGCCAAGUACUAAAGUCCGUCUUGAUAUGAGGGAAUAAAAUUAGGAUGGAAUGAAAUGAAGGUAGGAAAUAAAAUGACAAUUUCUAUGCAUUGUCAUUCCAUUCCUUCCAUUAUUCCAUCGAACCAAGCAAUUGAGCAUAGGAAUCACGUUCAAUUCCAUCAUUCCAUUCUAUCACCAAGAGAAGGGGCCUAAGUUUUUUAAAGGGGGCUUCUUCAAAGGCCAUUUUUCUAUGUAUCAUAUUGUUUCAAAUUUGUUAUUUGGGUGAUUGGUGUUUAGCGAUAAUUUGUUUCAUUUUCCUCCGACAUGAUGAUUUUCGGUGAUUGUGGAAUACUUCCAAAA